AUGGACCUGCAAGCGCUCCGUGGGUCCACUCUGAGCUCUGGAGCGGAGAGUCGCACGUUGAAGUCCAGGGACGCCGCGUGUGGGAACGCCUCCCAGCAAGAACUGCGCCCGCAGCAGUCGGCGUCGCGAGACUCGCCAUUCACGGCGACGGCCACGCGCACAAAUCUCAUACGCGCCCAGCAGCCCCCGGCCGACUUGGUCCUAUCGCUAGCCUCCUUGUAUUUUCGCCAUAUCCAUCCAUGGUUUCCCUUUCUGAAUGUGCACCGCGUGUUGGCCGAGAUGGCCACCAUGGAUGACCCCACACUGCUGCACCUGGCGGUAUUUGGAGCGUCGCUCCCAUUCUCUUACGACUCGCGGCUAGACAAGAAGUCCAGCGACGCUUUUUGGAAGUACUCCAAGCGGCGGAUCAUGCUCGAAGCCAUGGAAGAGCCAUCUUACAGCUCGCUCGAGGCCCUGACGAUCCUGGUGCUGGACAUCUCUGGGAUGACCCAUGGCCCGCAGGUCUGGGGUCCCAUGGCACUAGCAAUCAAGCACUCGGUGCACCUGAGGAGCGUCCGAGGCCACGUUCUGCGGACAUCAUCUAGUGGAACUGACUGCGAGCCACCGCGCGAUGACGAGAGCAUCUAUCGAGAGCGCCUGUUCUGGGCUAUAUACGCGCUCGAUUGCUACGUGACGAUUACAACCGCACAGAGAUCGCAACUGACCGAGGAACACGUACAGCACUUUCUCGGCACCCGCGAUGGCGUCUGGAAAGAGCAAACCCUCGCCCAAAUGACCGCCAAUACCGUGUUCCGGUACCAACUAGACCUAUGUGAUUUGUCCAGGCUUGUACACUGCGUGUACUUGGAAUACACGGAACUCGAGGAACAUGGUGAAAAUGUCUUAGCAUGGUUUGCGCAGUUUCAAGCCAUCGCACCGCGCCUUAAUGACUGGGCGAAUCUGACGCUCCCUGCGUCAAUAGGCCUUUCACCCAGUCAGUCUCCCUCCACACGUGACAUCUCGUCCUUUACAAUGCUCCAUUUGUACAUCCAUGGUCUGACCAUCCACUUGCACGGACUAAUGGCAUACCCGGCUGUGGACUCACUGAAGUCUCCCACGUAUGAAAGUGCGCGGGCGGAAAGCCAGAGCUACUGCAGGGUCAGUAUCAAUAGCCUGACCCGAAUUAUGGUCCAAUUGAGCGACCAGAUGACGGAUAAGCUUGGGUGGCCUGCGGCCUGGUCCGCCUGGGUUGCCGCGCGAUACCUCCUUCUCGAGGCGUCCUACGGGUCGGAGUUGAAGAAUGAUCCGUACCACGUCCUCUCGCAGUUCAUCGACAAGAUGAGCACCCACUGGCAGGUUGUUGGCAAGUAUCGCAGGUUGCUUCACAGGGCAGUCUCGGAAUUGACAACCAGCGAGCCGGAAUCGGCAUUACCAGAGGGGACGAGAGUGCUCCCGGCGAUAAGGGACUUUCGUGUCCCGCUGUCUGACUUGGAGGAUCGAUUUCGAGCUGAUCCGAUGCUCCUUGCCGAUGUGGGCAGUAGAAUAGGUAGAUCGCCUGGAUUGACGCUGCCCGUAGGUGGGUUUGAAAGCGAGGAAUUGAGUGGCAUGGCAGUCGCGCAGGACAGGAUCUACGACACAGAGUAUGCGCUGGCUGGUGGUCCAGCAUGUGAUCAGUGGUUUGCGACGCCUUUAUUCGGGUCGUCGGCGUAUCAGACUCAUCUUUUCCUGGCGCCUUCGGACAGUAGCGCCAGCGCAUACACCUUGGGCUAG
Aspergillus calidoustus is the source of this 1749-nucleotide messenger RNA. NCBI's taxonomy places the organism in Eukaryota, Fungi, Ascomycota, Eurotiomycetes, Eurotiales, Aspergillaceae. The record is from the annotation of a GenBank genome assembly.